AUGCAAGCGAUUCGAGGUCCAGUGACGUUUACAUCUCACAAAAGGUGGCCUAGGGAGUGCUAUGACUAUCGCGAUUGCGCGGCGUUCUUUGCGGACUUCUUGUGCUAUGAAGAGCUAGAACCGCCGAACGAAUACCCACCUGUUCUGCCUUCGCCGGCAUCUGUAAUCUCCUGGCGCAAAGGCGACAGCUUCGACUUCGCGGUCUUGCUUUGCUCAGUCCUCAUUGGGCAAGGCUACGACGCCUACUGCGUCUCCGGUUGUGCGCCUGAAUUUAUCACGCGGGUGAAUCAAGCAAAUGAGCUGCCGCCAUUUCUGCGGCAAGAAAUGAAAGCGGAAGAAGAUGUGAAACCAUGUGUCGAUCCAGAGUUGCCACAGCCCGACAAUGCUCCCAUGGACGCCUCUCCAGAAGGUGAUAUCCCUCCUGCCGAAGAGAUGCGAGUAGUUCCCACGCACGACAAUGAUGAGGGACUUGACUUUGUCAUUCCGAGGCGCCUACCUCCGGAGUCGGCCUUCCUCAAAAUGCUCGAAGACGAGAAGAAUGAACGCGAAGCUGCAAAGAAGGCAGAGAACGAGCAAAUUUUCACAGAGAGUGACGAUCCGCUUUGCGGAGAAGACCCGUUUGAAGGCCGGCGCGUUCACUGUUGGGUGCUUGUCAAGAAAGGCAAGCGAGGAGUUGAAAACGAUGUGUUUCUUGAGCCUACUACAGGUCGGGAAUAUGCCUUGUCCGAGGCGCCGUACGUAGCUGUCCACUUUGCCUGGAAUAAUGAGAACUUCUGGGUCAAUAUGGUCAGCCGGGUGCCGGUCCGCCAGUUGACAUGGGAUUUGUACAAUACGCGGUUCUUCGAGUACAUUCUUCUGAAGAAAUCGAGGCCGCUGGACGAAGAUGAGGAGUGCUCUGAGUUGUCGAAGCUUUCGAUUGCUUAUCAAACGCGACCACUCAAGGCGCCAGCCCUGCAAGCUCCAUUGAGUUGGGCGGGUCGAUUCACCUUGUCGCGCGAUGACAUCCUCAAGCGGUAUUUCGGACUAACCAAGACCGUUUUCUACAAAAAAAGCAAGGUGGAAUACUUUGCCUUGUAUUCUCAGUACAUCCAGCGAUACGCGUAUCCUGUCGAAGACUUGGGCUUCUCCCAUUGUUGCCGCGAGGAAGUUUUCAUCAAGCUCAUCUUCUACGGUGUCCACACCUUCACCAUGCUCGAUGGGCUGAUUCGCCAUGUAGAGGUGAUCGGAGUCAAAAUGUUUGAAGAGUUUGAAGGUCGCGAAGAUCGUCGCACGUACCAUUCGAUCACUUUAGGAACUGAUGAGGAAGGCUCCCGCGAAAAAAUUCGCAUGAUAACCGGGCUGAUGCCGAUCGUCCGCAUGUCAGAGAAAUUCGCUAGGGAUCCAGAUAAGCAAGCAACGCUAGAGGUCGAUGAGGAGUAUAUGGCUUUCAUCCAAACCUUCAAGCGCCGUUUCCCCACGCAGAAAGAGAUUCACCGGUACUUGACGCGCCAAAAAGAGAUGGUCAUGCGAUUCAGGAAUUUCGUGGUCGACCAAGCGUACCAGAUCCACGUAUGGAGAGGCCAGCAAGAGGCUGCAAUUACCGCGGCUCGUGAGAUGGAAGAAAAGCACUUGCUGGGUCUUAGGGAAGGAUCGCCAAGUGCAUCUCGUCCAAUGUCUCCCGGCAGCGGGGCUGCCAACGGCACAUCGUCUGUUGACGGAGAUCGACAUCCUCGCACCAUACUUCAUCGAAUUCAGGGCGCCGUCCAAUCUCAUAUCUGCCCUGGCGCAGCCCCUGUUGUGGAGGUUUUCUCGUGUCGAGCGCUGCAGGAAGCCCAGCAACGCCGGCUCAAGGACAACAGCCAAGACAUAAGCUACGUCAAUAAAGAGGAAGAAGAGGGGAACAGCAUCGAGGAGCAGCAAAGUGAAAUCGUGUUCAAAAUACGAAUUUUGGAGCAGCGGCUGCAUCGCCACGAAGCGCAGGCGAUUACGAAACUCAAUGAACUCGAGCGCCUUCUUCUUACGGACAGCCGCCUGGCACCGAUGUGGUCAAAGGAUGCGUUCGGCUGA
This is a messenger RNA of Neospora caninum, 2046 nucleotides long. RefSeq lists its product as hypothetical. The record is from RefSeq and is a predicted model, not a curated record. The coding region runs from base 1 to 2046 and encodes 681 amino acids. Gene Ontology annotation, cellular component: motile cilium. The transcript is spliced from 20 exons. NCBI's taxonomy places the organism in Eukaryota, Apicomplexa, Conoidasida, Eucoccidiorida, Sarcocystidae. Gene Ontology annotation, biological process: cell motility.